UCUUUGCACAUGCACACCUAACAAAAGUCAGGUGACGAUUCAGCGAGAAUGUUUCAAUAAGAACAACGAUAAUCUCAAUUUUAAUAGACUCUGAUAUUAGGAUUUCAUCAGCGUCUUCUUUGUGAGAAAGUUGAAGCUAACAUGGACGCUACUGAUUGUGCACACCUAACAAAAGUCAGGUGACGAUUCAGCGAGAAUGUUUCAAUAAGAACAACGAUAAUCUCAAUUUUAAUAGACUCUGAUAUUAGGAUUUCAUCAGCGUCUUCUUUGUGAGAAAGUUGAAGCUAACAUGGACGCUACUGAUUGGAGAACACAACUUCAAGCUGAUUCUCGACAGAGAAUUGUUACUAAGAUACUGGAAACUCUGAAGAGACACCUUCCAAUUUCUGGCCCGGAGGGAUUGGCAGAGCUCAAUAAAAUAGCUGAAAAGUUCGAGCAAAAGAUAUUUGGUGUUGCUACAAGCCAGUCGGAUUAUCUACGAAAAAUCUCUCUUAAGAUGCUGACGAUGGAGACUAAAUCCAACGCAACUUCCAGUAGCCACCCACAGUAUCCAGUCAUAGAGUUGGACUACAGUUCCCCCCACGCUUCUGAAGCUGAUCAGUAAUGGCUACUAUGUGAUUAAUUUGUUCAGUAAACAUUAAUGUGCUGGUUGGUUCUUAGGAUUAGGACUUAGCACAUGGUUACAGUUAUGUUAAUGGCACAUUUACUGUCUUUUUAUAAAGAUUUCUCUUCAUGUUUGUUUGUGGUGCACACAUUUACUAUCUUUUAAUAAAGUAUGUAGAAUUUUCUCAGCA
This is a messenger RNA of Papaver somniferum (opium poppy), 794 nucleotides long. RefSeq names its product mediator of RNA polymerase II transcription subunit 15a-like. The record is from RefSeq and is a predicted model, not a curated record. Gene Ontology annotation, biological process: regulation of DNA-templated transcription. NCBI's taxonomy places the organism in Eukaryota, Viridiplantae, Streptophyta, Magnoliopsida, Ranunculales, Papaveraceae. The transcript is spliced from 4 exons. Gene Ontology annotation, molecular function: chromatin DNA binding; transcription coactivator activity. Bases 290 to 604 code for a protein of 104 amino acids.